AUGCCGAAGCAUUUGUCUCGAAACACCGUUGCUGAGUUUCCAGUCGAAGCAAAUUCCGUAUACGCGGCAGAUGACAGAGAAGAACUGGAAGAAACUAGAAUCUCCGGUAGAUCCAGCGAUACGAAAUCGAUUGGUAGCCUCAGUCAACAUUUCUUCGAAAGCGACGAAGACGAGAAAUAUUACGGCACUUGCAAUGGUUACGCUUCGCAGCCUGGCAGCAAGUCAAACUUAUUGUUAUGCAGCGAAUGUGAUCAGAAAACCCGUACCUGCACGUACAGACCACAAACGCCUGGCUCCUAUUCUAGUAGAUACGUCGAGGAACGUUUCGACGAUCGACUUCAGGAACCAGGAACUUCCCGCACAUACAAAAGCCCGAUUCAUAUGUCUUCUCCUCGGUCGGUAUGUCACGAUCAAGAGCAUAGCGGUCAAUCUUCCUCGCCUAGGUCGUUGUAUCGCGAUCAAGAGUAUCGAAGAGUUUGGCCCAAGAAAUACGAACAGGAGCAUGACCGAAGGGACUACGAAGACAGAGAUCUAAAGCAGGACGACGACAGUCCUGUCUGCGAAGUCUGUCAUGGAAACGGUCAUGUGGUUCAAUGCGAACAUUGCGAUUUUUCCAGCGAAGGUGAUUUAAUAUGCUUCCGAUGUCAGAGCGACGAAGGUUCGUCGAAUGGUCAGAAUUGUCCUCGUUGCGAAAAAAAUGACAGAAUAUUAUCGAGCAGGGUAGGAUCACAAAGGGGAACAACGUCAUCGAGCGACGAAGGAAAGUACCCGGUAGAUGCUGUAGUCAAAAUCCAGGUUAACGAUCAUAUGAUCGACGUAGACUCGGAUGAGACGCCUGAAAGUGACUUAUCAAGUAGUCAUCACCACCAGAGGGGUACGAUGGACCGACUGGAUACUAUUGUCGAGACAAAGGGAGACACUGCCAGUGAAAACGACGAGGAAAACGGCGGUACAAAACUAAAUGGAACUAACAGCGCAAGAUAUCUCAAUUAUAUGAUCGUACUGUUUCUGUAAAUAACAUGGUUACGGUAGCUGCAGUUGAGCUAUGGAUCAUGCUGGUAAAUGGAGAGUGUUGUUUCGUUGAAAUUAGCAGUUGACAGAUGACAAACAUAGACACACUUGUAAUACUUUGCAAGUUUUAAAGCUUCAAAUGAUUUCAUGAUAUCUAUAUGACAUUGAUACUGCACUUAUUAUAAUACUGUUAUAAUAACAUACUAUUUAUAUGCUAGUACUAUCGAUAGUAUACUAUUAUAACAUACUAUUACACUCUGUAAAAACAAACCACUUUCUAAUAGUAUUUCGCUAUACUGCAUUUAAGCUAAAGCGAUAUAAAGCAAAAUAGAAAAAAUAUAUAUCAGAAUAUAUAUGUAUUACAGGUUCCAAUAAUUAUUCUUUUAACAAUUUUUUCACGAUACAAUAACAAACCGCUGUGUUUGUUUCGAGUAGAAUUUUCUAGCAAAGCAAAGUAGUUAACGCUACCCUGCUAAAAUCAUGUUUCACCUCUAUUGAUUAUAACUCUGUAAUUAUUUCUAUUUCGAUUACGAAGCACGAAGUAAAUAUAAAAUGAAACUUGGAACGAUUCGCUAUGUUAAAAUUAUGAUUACCAUGAACAUUCUCGAGAUGGAUAAACAGAAACGAAGGAAACGUUAGAUCGAAACAUUUCAAGGCCCCUUUUAUACUCGUAUACUAUUUGUAAACGCUCUGAUGAACGAUUUUUAAGGAACAUUUGGCGGAUCGACUCGCUAAUAUCCGCAACGACACUCUCCAUCCAAGACGAAGCAUUUUCAAAAGCGCUAGUUCGCUACACGAGAGAAAAGAAUCUAUUGAUUUUAACGUGUCUCGCGACUUUUCAAAAUGUUCCGUGCUUCACAGGUUGCUCGACAUCGAAAUUCGUUGCCGUAUGAUAUUUUCGGCGCCGUGGCUCAACUCGCAUGUAAAUAAACUGCCAAAGGAACAUUCAUCCGUAUAUCGUAGGGCCGUAUAGGUUAAUAGAUAACUCAUAAUGUUUAAAAUGCUACUUGAGAGAAUGAGGAAGAAAGAAAGGAAGAUCGAACGAGAGAGUGGAGAGAAGAAAGAGAGAAUGAGAGAGGGAGAGAUGUUAUAUUACGUUCGACACGCGCAGCGUUACCAUAAGCUGAGAUCCAUAAUGCAACGAUCGACACGAUUCCAUGCGCGACUUUUACAAUGGGUUUGUGCAGAAAUCGUGCUCGUUUUAACUUGUGUCUUUAUCGUCCUUCCUUUUAUAAUUCGUUCCUUUAAAAUGUUUUGUACCAAAUUCGCUUUAUUUCCCUUGAGGUAGGUAAUCUUCAUCGUUGGUAUAGAAGAUACAGUUACAAUGAACGAUAAAGAAAUUAGUUGAUUUAUUAUAUAUCGUUUGUUACGUGCAGUUAUCGAAACAAAUGGAACGUAUUAAUUGGAGAUGUGUGAUCUGUGUUUGACAUGUACUUCGAAUCUUUCAUUUAUCAACCGAUAGAGAUUUGUACACAAACCUGAGUAACUCAUGUUCGGGACCAACUAAAGCCACCAUCUGCAUCACUGCUUCCGAUUUCUGCUUUCAUUUCUGGUCAUUAGAUUUCAUACUUUUUUCUUUUUCUUUCUUUUUUUUUUACAUAUACGGAAUACGAGAAUAGCGUAGAUAACUCGUAUAUGUUUCACUUAUGGAAAUUCUACGGAGUAAUUUCAUUUCAAUGAUACGCGUUGGUUAAAGAAAAGGUUUAUCAGAAAACUAGCGCUGAAACGUUGGCGAGAUAAUUUACACGAUCAAAUUGAAUCUCACUACCACUGUACGUGUAAUUUUAUUUUUUUACACAUCUUUCCUUUCGACGUGCCGAAACCAAAACACAUAGGAAUUACGAACGUGAAUAUAUUUCAAGCGGAGCAAAGCAUUCAUAACGAGUCGUAUUAUCAGCUUGGAAAGUUCCAAUUCGGAUGAACGACGAUAGAAUUACUUGUCCUCGUACUAACAAACCAUUUCUCCUCGAGGGCCUCAACAACGGGACCGAAUUUCUCCAGAUUCGAAAAAUCGAAACGGGAUCACGACCCUUCUUCCCUGUUUCCCCCAUGUUUAUAACAUCAUGUUAUGUUCAUAAUAUAAUACGAUUUCGCGAUCGACAUUUUUCCCAUUUAUUCGGCUCGCUAUUUUUCAUCGCAGAUCGAAAUAGUAUCGACGAUAACUAACAUCGCGGAAAUUAUUCAAAUGUUGCUUUAAACGUUUUUCUCCGAGUCUCCAAGAAAGAGUUAUUUUUCUAUUUUUUACUUUUCAAUCGUGAACGCAUACGGAGUUUCUAUUCGAAGUUUCAUAUCCAUUCUAGUCGCGAUCCUUGAUAUAGCGUUCGAGGAACAAAGUUGACAAAUAUCUUUCCUCGAGAAUUAUUUAGAUAACAUAAAGAGGUGCAAAAACAACAAAAAAAAAAAACACCACACUCAUUAAAUAUCCGUAUUAAUUGUGGGGGAAAUAAUAAACUGCAGACUCGCCCGUUUGUAUUAUAGAGACAGCUAAGAAGAAGGCGGUGUAAAUCCUUCGAACUGCGAAAUACGAAACGAUUUGUAAUAAGGAUAGCGACUUUUUUAGUAUUUAUAAACCAUCGAAUAGACUUUAAUAGUUAAAUACAUUUUUUUAACGUUCACUUACCCACUUUGUAAGCAGAGCGCACGUUUACCGCUUCAACCGACGAGAUUUCCAUUUAACGAACGAAACGCGUAAAUCCGCUGAAAGACGAGAGGAGAAAAGCAGCCACCAGGUAGAGAAGAAACGCGCAAAGGGGUAUAUUGCAUAGUCAUCUAGCUAGCUUCGAACACUAUCGAGGGACGUAUUUCAUGCGAAAGAUUCCGCGGGAUUAGACUUAUAUCAAUCUACACAUGGUAUUCACAGCGACAGACAUUAUCAAGAAUACAGCGCAAAGUCCAAGCGAAUAAUCGUUAAGAUACACCAGUAUCCGAAAACCUAUCUUACCUUGAAGCAAGGGCGUAAUAACUCGAAGGGUGGAAGAAAUUAUAUAUCGUAUUAUCAGGAUGUUUAAAUUCCGCAAGCGACUAAAAUUAAAUACCUGUGCUGUGUACAUAUCGCGAACACGGAUUUUCUCCAUUCCUAUAUAAUUGCGUAAGCAAAGAAAUUUUUAAGAGUUUAAGAAUCGAUCGAAAGAAGUAGCGGUUAACCGCGUUUCAAGAAAGAUAUUUGCUUCUCUUAGCAUCAGAGCUGCUCUCUUCCUUUGUAAUUUGUUUUACAUCGUUAUUAUGGAAAGAAACUCUUCUGGUAAAUAAAAAGUAAUAAUAUAUCGAUAAUGUUACUAAAUGGUAUAAUGUUUAAAGGAUUAGAGGGUCAGAGUAGGUCGAGUUACUUCGUCUUUGCGACGAGGUAUCGGGUGUACUAUUGUUCUACUGCCAUGUUCUAAAACUAGGAAGAACAUUGAAAUCAUUGAAUACCCUAGUCCUAUGCAUCGUCGUAAGAUCAUUACACAGGAGACACUGGACGAUUAAACUGUCUCUCUCUCUCUCUUCGUUUUAUAGAAGUUUUGCACGCGAUCGCGCUUAUUUCCGAUCGAGUGUCGAUUUAUCGGCGGGGCGCAACGCCGUGAAAAUCCAUUUUGAUCGGUGGAUGCGGUUGAAGAUACAACGGUAUCGCUGGCGACUACGAUAAAACGAAGAGAGAACGUUGAAUCGCAUUCGAAUAGGACAAGAGGAGUGCGUUUAAUCAGCAGCCUUACUUAUACAAUUAUUAUCUACAUUAUUGUACUAAAUUUAUAAGCAUGAUUUGUGUACGUAUAUGUAUGUCGACGUACUUUUGAUUAUAGCCUUGAGAGAAUGCUGUGGACAACGAUAAUCUCUGAGCAACGUAUGGCUUGGUGUAGUACGUUUCCGGAUAAUUAUUGUACCUUCGGUUACGAAGAAUACGUUCCGUUUAUUUUUGUUGCUCGAUACUCGUACCAUUGAUAAAUCUAAAAUUCUAGGCUAUUUAAAUGGCUGUGAUACGUGUACGUUCGUAAUUUAUUACUCGUUGCCAAAUAUGUACUUGGUACUUUACUCAAUACGAUGAUUUAUUUGUAUCGUUUGUAUCGUUUGCGUAUAACAAUGUAUUUCUAAGCUGUCUCUACGGAUACGUUAGGAAACGAUACCCUUCAAUUAUUUAGCCAGUUGCUCCGAGUCACGUGUUAUUUCAUAGUGUAAAAUAUUCCAGAGCACAGCAUUGAAACUGCUGAUGAACAAUUUGCGACUUUACCCAAUAUUAUAAGCCUUCCGAUAUCUUAUCAUGUAUCAAUAUCGUUUCAGAGAUACUAGAUUUAUAGUUGAACACUUUAAGCUCCAUCUUCGACAAAAGUGUCUUACCUAUAACACGGGCGAACAAAAUAAAACGAUAACCCUAUUAGUGUAGCUGCUAAUUCGGUAUUUGUAUACACUCCUUUUUGUUAUUUAUCGAUUUACCGAGACCCGUCUAAUUAAUUAAAAGCGACGUUCGUCGAGAAACGCGUGUGUACAUAUACGUAUAUCAGUUUCAUUCGCGACGAUAGAAUAUCAGGAUGGCGCGGUAAAGGGAAACAAAGAUGAGAAUGUAGUGUCUCUGAAACCUUGGAACGCGGGCGAGGAGCGAGUUCGACGAUUCGCGUGAUCGAGCUCGCUUCUGCUCGCCUUAGUUUUUAUUCGAUUUUGAGAAACUCGAAUUUACACGAUCGAUAGAACUAACUCGGAUGAUCUUCGCGGUAUAAAUCUCCUCACGACUGUUUGCAUGAUAUUGAUUUUAUUGAAGAUGUUUAUCGGUGUUACAAAAGAGCUGAGACGCGCGUGAAUGCACGAGUCGUUGGAUGUGGUCGUCUCGCAUUGCAGCGGGCACGAUUCGUGAAAGUUUGUUGAUAAUCGAUCGACGUGGUCCGAUCGGCAGGUCGAUUCCCGUUAUACUAUCCGAUCGAUAUCUUAUGCAUGGAAACCUCCCAAUCGCCUAAUUCAUAUUGUUACGCGUGUUGUAUGAUUUCGUUUGAGCGAAUAUUGGACAAAAUGCACGGACACUCGAUGGAACCACGUACGUUCGGGAUCGAUGGUUCGAAAUACUUCGUCGGCUAGCGAUCCUUGCGAGAAUUUCUCUGAUCAUUUUGUGGAUCAUCGUCCUCUUGCGCAAUGAUUUGCAACUUGUGCCAACACGAUAACACGACCGUCUUCCUCGCACUCCUCUCGAAGUAUAUAUCUGUCGAUGUUCGCCAAUCCUUGUCGUUGGUUACUAAUUUCGUUUUUACGUCGUGUGUCUUCGGUUGUUUCAUUGGUACCGAUUAGUAUCGACAAUUUAGCAGAUAAUAACGAAUAAGUAUUUACGAAUAUUGUUUACGAAUAAGUGCCAAUAUUAUACAGGAAGUAUAUUUGUUACAUGUAUUCACGAGAUUUUAUAAAUAAGAGUAUUAAUCGUCAAUUACAAAUACAAUUUAACCAUUUAUUUUAUAUCGAAUGAAUGUUUAUCUACUUUACAACCUACAAUCUUGCUUCUAUAGAUCCAAGAAAUUCGUUCGCAUUUAAAUCAGAAACAUUUCUCUCGCCGCAGUUUUACUCGCGUGAUGCGUAGAUAUUUUUGAAAUUCCUAAAGUUUCUCGAUGUUUUCUUUCAACGAUAUACGUACCGUAUCGUGAUACGUCCGUUUUCCACAAAAUGAUUCAGAAAAUUCUUAAUUUAUUAAUUCGGAGUUUGCGUAAAGUAAUAUAUUAGGCCAGUUCAUAUCAAGCGAUUAAUUAUGUGUAAAUAGUUCGAAUAACGUAAAGAAUAUUGUUCGGAAUUAAGUGAAAAUUAUUAUACAUGUUGGUAAAUUAGAGGUAUUUCGAUUAUUCGUUGUGUUACACGUAUUCGGCUCAUAAUUCGCAUGGGUUUCGACAACCAUUGAAUCUCUGAAAAGUAGAUGAUACAAAUUCGGCAAACGUUACAUGUAACGCUAUCAACACCCUGCUAUUCUUUCCGGGACUAUGUGAUCCGAAAUGAAUGUUACAUUUCGAUGGAUACUAUUGAAAUAUAAAUAGUUUUUCGAUGUUUGAUUUCGGUACUCUAUAUAGUGUUACUACCUUUGUGUAUCCCGCGCUUUUUACCAAUGAAAUAUUCCAAUGAACGAAGACGUAGAGCCGAGGAGAACAGCAGGGUUAAACUCAGUUGAAAGAUCGUUUUAAAACGAGCAGCGUAACUUCGUUGGCUCGCAAACCAGUGAUUUUUUAAUAUAUUAUAUAAACAACGAUUUUAAACGAUUGUCAUUUUCUUCGAUAUACGAUUACUUUUGUCAUACGAUUAAAGAUAUCUAUCGGUUUCUUGAGCCGAAUAUGUCCGAAAGCACCGAAACGUUCGAGUCUAAUCGACUUCGGCUUUCGAAUGAAAUUCUCAAUAGUUUAUCCGUAAUCGGCUCGACUUAAGUAUCGAUUAACCAUUGAAAAUUAAACGUGUUUCCGUAUUCGUCAUCUUACUACCUCGGUUUCUUAUCGCGGCGCUUUAGCGUUAAAAUAAGCUAUCCGAUAAAAAUAAAAGAGGGGGAGGGGGGGAGAGAAAAAAAAGAAGAAGAAACAAGAGGCGAGUCUCUUAAUGAAUGGUCACUCAGGAAUAAAGUUAUAAUGUAAUAACAGUUGCGAUAUUGAAUAUUAACAUUUAACGAACAAUUUUUUGUAAAUAGGAGUAUAAUUACAAAUAAAUAUAGAUAUAUGAUGAUGAAUAUAUAUGAUAAUAGUAUGAACACGUAUAGAAGCUGCGUGCAGGGUUAUACAAAAGGUGUCGUGCGAUCGGAGUGUCGUUUCUUUCAACAAAAAGUUCACCAAUGUACAAAAGGGAAAUUAGUGGAGAAACCGAUCGUUUCUCGAAGCGAGGAAAGCGUAUAGCGGAUCGUGUGCGUGCCAAGAAAAAUAGUAAUCGUUGUUUCAAUAGCCGGAAAAGAGAAAAGCAGCGUUAGUGUACGAGAUACUCGUUCGAACUUCGUUGGAACCGUUUUCCCCUUUUUCUUUCUUUUUUUUUUUUUUUUUUUUUUUUUUUUUUUUUUUUUUUUUUUUUUAUCGUAACAUUUCUCCGAUCUAACGCCUGAACGAUGUCAUCCUGCGCAACUUUACGAUUGCCCCAAUAAAAGAUAACAAGCCUGCGAGAUAGUAAUGCGUGAAUGAAGCGGUAUCUAUAUGUAUACGUGUGUACACGAGGGACGAGGUAAGAAAGAGCGGGAACAAGAAAUAAGAGAGAAUGUAAACGCGUGGAAGAUACGUUAUGCGAGAGAGUCUACUUCCGAUUACAAAGAAUUGACCAAAACGUCUGCAUUAAGGUUAGAGCGCGACAUACGUUAAACGAUCGUGACUGUCAGAAGGGAGACAACAAUCGAGCUAACGGAAAUCACAAAUAAAAUUUAAAAAGAAGAAAAAAGAGAGAGGAGAGAGAGAGAGAGAGAGAGAGAGAAAAACGAGAGAGGAGAAAAAGAUAUCACGGCGAGAACACGACUGUAACCAUACAAUUAUCAAUUAGACUCGUAACGAGUAUACAUUGCGUGUAUCAUCGACUAUGUACUGGAACAUGAAUUAUGUCUACCCGCGCGAUUACGCGUGAAUUUUUGUCCAUUUCUACACGUAUAUCCGUUUCCUCCUCGACGAUAGAAGUUAUUUUUAAAUUUUCGAAACUUAGCUACGCCGCUCCCACGUGCGAGUGUCUGUACGAUCGGAUGUCAGUAGGAAUUCAGAAAUAUAAAUAGACGAUUGAAGUUGGCAAGAUGUAUCCUUCAACAAACACCUCUCUGCCUAUAUAUGGCAAAAGAUUCUCACUUUUCUUUUUCCUUUCUUCUACGCACAGUUGCGACGACCAACGUCCCUUUUUUCUUCCCUAUCAGUAUAUACAUAUGCAGUAUGAUUCACAGUACGAUUUGCUAUCUGGACGUUAUAUCGGUACAUUAUUUAAUUUGUUUGCCGGCUCUAAUAGCCAUAGGUUUCUGGACUAACGGUACGAUUAUAGUCCCUUUCUUUCUUACUUUUCUUUCUGUUUUAUUACGGCGCGUCUGUGGCGAGAUCGAUCGAGUAUUUUCUAUGUUUCAGUCAGUCUUCCUGCAUAUCUGCGUGCAUCUGUAAUAUAUAUAAGGUUUGUAUCGGCUUAUUUGUGGUGCAACAUCAGAAGAAUAUGCAUCUCUCGAAACCAUUCAACUUUCAUUCGAGUCAUGAAACUCGCAAACCAAAUUUAUUGCCAGAUCAACAGUUACAUUUUGAUAAUAUCACAAUCGUUUAUAUCGUAUUCGGCUGAAAGGACACGCGUCGGAAGAAAUAAUUAUUCAUCGUCUUUUAUUUGUACUUAUUGCUCGAUAGAAUUUCUAGUUGUAACGUUUCGAGCGAAACAUUCGAUUCAAAAUGAAUGAAUUUUAAUUCGUAAGUACACAUUCUUCCGGAGCAACGCUGACCAUGAGAACGAUCGAAUCUCUUUCCGCAGAAUAAUGGAUCCAGGAAACAGGGAUCUCCCCUCUUUCGUUGCGCAUAGCAACAUCGAAUACCAAGAGUCAAUAAAAACUGAUGCUUUUCUUUGUCAAAAAUUGAUCGAUACGAACUUUGAAAAGCGAUUUCGUUUCGUUUGAACAUGGCUACACUACUCACGUUUGAACUUCGUUCUCGUUCCGAAACAUAUCUUAACGUAUCUUUGUUAGUUGUUUUAUAUUCGCUCUGUAAUCUUAUAACGUUAACACGAUUACGCAUAUAAUUGAAAUUGAUUUUUAGCUGUCUAAAACGAAGAACGUAAGUGUAGUAAAAAGCUGGAGGUAACUAAGGACGAAAAGCUUUUCCAAGAUUUUAUCUUUUCAAAUACCUCAAAAAUUGAAUUUUACUGUCCCCUGACUCUGCCUUUGCAAACUUCUAGUAUGAUUCAUGAACAGUAUUAGCGUAGUAUGAAGUUCAGUACUCGCGUACAAAGCAAAUGAUGCAUAAUGAGUCGUCCGUUAUUUUCAAUGAUUCAUUCACCGGUUUGCAGAGAACCUGAUUACAUAACAUGCCGUAACAAACAAUAAUUCUUUUCUCCAUAUCGGUGUCAUAGGAUACUUUUCAUGCUCGAAACUAAGCACGGCAAACCCCCAAUUGGAUAUGUAACGCGUAUUGUUAUUAAAUAUAUUAAUAAUUUAGAAAUAAAAAAAAAACAAUGGAUUAACAAGUAUACCUUAUAUAAAAAAUAUAAAAAUCGUAUACCUUAUGUAUUCAUUAACUAUAUUACGCAAUUAAUGUAUAUUCAAUAUUAAUUAUGUCGUAUAAUCUCGAAUCAUAUUUCACGAUAAAAGUAAUAAAUAUUUUGUGAUUAAUAAUUAACAUUAAAAUGCGUAUGAAUAUUUUCAGACGACUAUUAAGUCGCAAUUUCCAAAGAUUUUACAAAGCAAUAUAUGAACGUAAUUAUUAUUAUAUGUAUGUGUUUGUAAUACUCGUAGAUUUGAAAUAUUAUAGCACAAGGGAAAAAUAUUAUAAUAAAUAGAAAAAUAUAGUGUGAUAAAUGAAAAAGUUUAAGAAAGCUAUGUUCUAUUGUCGCCACCGGAAAGGUAUUGUAACAGCAAUCCAGGGCUGUAACAAGGUACCAUCAGUGGCCUUGAACGUUUAUCCGAGAUUCAUUUUCAUGCUUUUCACGGCGAAUAAUUCUUGAAUCAUCGAUAUUGAAAGAUUCAAAGAUUAAGGAGAAAAGUAUAGAAUCACAAAAAAUAGGUAUCGCCUUCCAUACCAAAAAAUAAAUAAUUUCAUUAUUUAACAAACGUUAAUUUCAUAUCGAAUAUUUUAGAAAAUUUUUGCUAAGAAGAAAUAGAAAGUCUUAUUACCAAGAAAGGCGUUUUUGCAGGUAAAGCCAUAAAACGGGCAUUCUCGAACUACGGAUUACAGACCCUUGCCAUUGUAAAAAUUUGACCUGCUCCAAAGUAUUCUCGCCAUAUGCUAAGACACUAAGAUACAUAUCGAAAGGCAUUGCAGUUUACAGUGCUUUGGAACUGUACUUAUAUUUUACUUAUCUUUAUAUAUUAUCUCUCGAUAUAUUAUGCAAUUUAUUUUCCAACAUUUUCUUGUGAUAUCACCGUUUAAUCUUUGUUAUUCUAUUUAGAUAAAUUUUUAACUUGUCACAGUAAAAAAAAAAAAAUAAUAAAAA
Bombus huntii is the source of this 11067-nucleotide messenger RNA. RefSeq lists its product as uncharacterized. The transcript is spliced from 2 exons. Lineage: Eukaryota; Metazoa; Arthropoda; Insecta; Hymenoptera; Apidae. The record is from RefSeq and is a predicted model, not a curated record. Bases 1 to 1014 code for a protein of 337 amino acids.